AUCUUUUCUUUUUACAAGCUUCUUCUUCUUCCUCUCUCUCUCUACCUUUAUUCGUAGACGCUUUGCUUUUGCUUUACUUCCUCUAGUGUCUCUGCUUUACUUCUUGUUGGAGUGAAAUUCGUUUCCUUUCUUCGUCUUCCUCGUCCUCUUCUCUCCUCCUUUGUCCCAGAAACAUCUUCUCUUGCAAUCUGCCCGAUUUGGGGUGUGUUUUCUUCUUGUAUUCUUCUGAUCUUGCAUUUCCAUGUGCUGUAAAGUCGAAUUGCCUUUCCUUUCCUGAUUUGUGGUGUUUUGGGUAUUGGGUUCUGUUUCCUGGGAAAAUUUUUGUUUCUUUCCCGGGAAAAUUUACCGCGUGUUCCUUUCUGGGUUUCUGGAGAAGAACCUGGGUUUUUCCCUCCUCAGUAUCUGACUGAUUCUCCGAUCAUAUUUUUGUGUGGUGUUCAUCUGGAUUCGUCUCCCUGUUGGUUUCGGCAUUGAAUUCUCGAUUCAUCUCCUCUCAUGGGUCUCUGCCACGCAAAACCCAUCGAGCACCAAUCAAAGAGUCUCGCACUCGCCAUCUCCGGCGAGGCUGAGGAGGCACCGCCGAAAUCCUCCCGCUUUCCGUUCUACAGCCCAAGCCCCUUACCGAGCCUCUUCAAGACCUCACCGGCGGUAUCCUCGAGUGUGAGCUCCACCCCUUUCCGCAUCUUCAAGCGUCCCUUCCCUCCUCCGUCGCCGGCGAAGCACAUACGCGCCCUGUUGGCGCGUCGGCACGGCUCCAUCAGGCCCAACGAGGCCUCGAUCCCUGAAGGGAGCGAGUGCGAGGAGAUCGGUCUGGACAAGAAUUUCGGCUUCUCGAAGCAGUUCGGUUCGCACUACGAGAUCAACGACGAGUUGGGUCGCGGCCAUUUUGGGUACACUUGCUCCGCGACUGCGAAAAAGGGAAGCUUGAAAGGCCAAGAUGUGGCCGUCAAAGUGAUUCCCAAAUCAAAGAUGACCACGGCAAUUGCAAUAGAGGACGUUCGACGAGAAGUGAAGAUCUUGCGGGCUUUGACUGGUCACAAGAAUCUAGUCCAGUUCUAUGACGCGCAUGAGGAUGACGAAAACGUCUACGUUGUCAUGGAGUUAUGCAAAGGUGGUGAACUCUUGGACAGGAUACUUCAAAGAGGUGGAAAAUACUCGGAAGAAGAUGCUAAAAGAGUUAUGGUUCAGAUUCUGAAUGUAGUUUCCUACUUUCAUCUCCAAGGUGUCGUCCACCGUGACCUUAAGCCUGAGAAUUUUCUGUUCACUACAAAGGAUGAAAAUUCUCCUUUGAAGGCCAUUGAUUUCGGACUAUCCGACUAUGUGAAGCCAGAUGAGAGGUUGAAGGACAUUGUAGGGAGUGCUUAUUAUGUAGCCCCGGAGGUCCUACACCGGACUUACGGGACUGAGGCAGACAUGUGGAGUAUCGGAGUGAUAGCUUAUAUCCUUCUCUGCGGCAGCCGACCCUUCUGGGCCCGCUCUGAAUCCGGAAUCUUCCGUGCUGUCCUUAAAGCGGAACCCGAUUUCGUAGAAGCUCCUUGGCCGUCACUAUCUCCUCAUGCUACAGAUUUCGUGAAACGUUUGUUACACAAAGAUUACCGUAAAAGACUAACUGCUGCCCAGGCUUUGAGUCAUCCAUGGCUGAUGGGUUUUCAUGAAGUGAAGAUACCAUCUGAUAUGAUCAUAUAUAAGCUCGUCAGAGUGUACAUAAUGUCGUCUUCUUUAAGGAAAUCGGCUUUGCAGGCUCUGGCGAAAACACUAACUGUUUCACAAUUGGCUUAUCUGCGGGAGCAAUUUACGUUAUUGGGACCGAGCAAAAAUGGAUAUAUCUCAAUGCAGAAUUACAAAACCGCGAUCUUGAAGAGCUCAACAGAGGCUAUGAAGGAUUCAAGAGUCUUGGAUUAUGUAAACAUGAUUAGUAGCCUUCAGUACAAGAAAUUAGACUUUGAAGAGUUUUGUGCUUCGGCCUUGAGUGUGUAUCAGCUGGAAGCAAUGGAAACAUGGGAAGAACACGCACGGAGGGCUUAUGAGCUGUUUGAGAAGGACGGCAACAGGCCUAUUAUGAUCGAGGAACUUGCUCCGGAACUCGGGCUCGGGCCAUCGGUUCCAGUUCACAUUGUUCUCCAGGACUGGAUCAGACAUUCGGACGGCAAGCUCAGUUUCUUGGGUUUCGUCAGACUCCUACACGGUGUCUCCUCUCGGACAUUUCAGAAAGCUUAAGAGCUCCAUCCAGUUUCAGAGACGCGACUGAGCAUGAAAGAACUUUUCUCUGUUUGCAAAGGGCAAGAACCCUAAUUUAUUAUGAUCCCCAUCAUAAGGAAACCAGGAGAUAAACUUAUCAAUCACAUCGCAACGAUCUGGCUUGGUCUCUACAUCGUUAAUGCCCAGGUUGUAGUUUAGUAUGAUUGUCUGUCUGGGUUGUAUGAUUUGAGUUUGAAGGUUGGGGGAGAAAUGGUGGAUUUUUUGUGGUUUCAAGAGGUUUUUUUUUUUUGUACAGGGAGAGAGAAGCAGACAUGUUCCGAUAUGAAUGGUGUCACUGUCUAGUGAUGAUGGUGAUAUUCUAUGGUUGUGUGUA
Molecule: messenger RNA, 2572 nt
Organism: Tarenaya hassleriana
Lineage: Eukaryota; Viridiplantae; Streptophyta; Magnoliopsida; Brassicales; Cleomaceae
Product: CDPK-related kinase 1-like
Exons: 11
Coding region: 496-2217 (573 amino acids)
Biological process (GO): protein autophosphorylation; peptidyl-serine phosphorylation; intracellular signal transduction
Cellular component (GO): cytoplasm; nucleus
Molecular function (GO): calcium-dependent protein serine/threonine kinase activity; ATP binding; calmodulin binding
Source: RefSeq, a predicted model, not a curated record